This is a messenger RNA of Athalia rosae (coleseed sawfly), 1142 nucleotides long. RefSeq lists its product as uncharacterized. The record is from RefSeq and is a predicted model, not a curated record. NCBI's taxonomy places the organism in Eukaryota, Metazoa, Arthropoda, Insecta, Hymenoptera, Athaliidae. The transcript has 2 exons. Bases 121 to 1005 code for a protein of 294 amino acids.
GGGCGUGUUCUGAGUCCAGUGAAAGUGUUAGAUACAUCCAAAUCCAGCGUCCAGAUUUCAUAUAAAAACCGCGAGCUGACCGAAGAAGAGCACACUCAAGUCACAAUCCAAAUCUACAACAUGAAGUGCUUCCUAGUUUGCCUUUUGGCCGUGUCCGCCAUCGCUGCCGACACCAACAAGCCAGCGGAGGGUAAGAAGAACCCGGAGAAACGUGGAAUCUUGGGCAGCGGUCUCGGUUUGGGCAGCAGCGGUCUCGGUUUGAGCAGCAGCGGUCUCGGUUUGAGCACCUUGGGAUCCGGGAUCUCCAGCUACUCCACCCUUGGCUCCGGUCUCGUCUCCCCUUAUUCGUCCGGUCUUGGAUACAACGGCCUAGGAUCUCUAAAUUCUGGUCUCGGUCUUCCCGUCGGCGGCGCCUACAGCAACGCAUACUCCGGUUUGAACAACGCUGCUCUUCUUGGUUCGGGGCUAAACCAGCGAGUCACUGGCGUCACCGUGAACCGUGAAGUCGCGGUCCCCGUUCCGGUAGCUCAGCCUGUUCCAGUCGAAGUGACCCGUGCCGUACCCGUCGCUCACCCGGUUCCAGUCCACGUGGACCGACCAUACCCAGUCCCCGUAUCCCACCCCGUCCCCGUAGAGGUCACCCGUCACAUCCCAGUUCAGGUGGACCGCCCGUACCCCGUCCCCGUUCCCCAUCCCGUCGAAGUUCGCGUACCCCAACCGAUCCCCGUACCCGUUUCGGUUAACAGCGGAAUUGGAUCAUUGUACAACUCGGGACUUGGAUACAACUCCGGACUCGGAUACAACUCCGGACUCGGCUACAACUCCGGACUCGGAUACAACUCCGGACUCGGAUACAACUCGGUACUCGGACAAAGCUCAUUGGCAGGACUCUCGGGACUCCCCAUCAGGUCUUCGUUGGGAUCUCCUGCACUGAUCAGCAGCCAUGGAUCCUAUGGAUCUCUGGGUUCCGGAUACUCGUCCUACCCCAUCCACAAGAAGUGGUGAAAGGUACACUCUCAUGUCCCCCAAACAAUUAUCCGUCUAAUCGGAAUUUAAAACAAAAUAAUUAUGUAAACUUUUGAAAUUUCAUCGAAUUAUUGUAAACUGAAUGAAAUAAAGAACAUUCUAUUUUUCUACUCAAA